AUGUUGCGCGCCAGUUUGCACAAGUGCAGCCGGCAGCUCGCAAGCUGUUCGUCGAGAGCAAGCUUCUCUUCCGUGGCUGCCGCACCCUCGAGAACAGCAGGCAUCGCUAGUCGACGACCUCUGGCUCUAUCGCAUUCCCAGCAGAGGAGAAGCUACGCUAUUGCUGCGGAGGAUACCGACAAGGGCGUUGACCCCAACGAUUCCUUCCUCCAGGGAAACACUGCCAACUAUGUCGAUGAAAUGUACAUGCAAUGGAAGCGGGAUCCUACCAGCGUUCACUACUCAUGGCAGGUCUACUUCCGGAAUAUGGAGAGCGGCGACAUGCCCGUUUCUCAAGCCUUCCAACCACCACCGACUAUCGUUCCCGCACCACAUGGAGGAUUAGGUCCUGAUAUCAAGCCUGGCCUAGGUAUGGCUCCCGGCCAGGGUUCAGAUAUCAUGAACCAUUUGAAGGUCCAGUUGCUUGUUCGCGCAUACCAGGCCCGAGGACAUCACAAGGCUAGAAUCGACCCUCUUGGUAUUCGUUCGGAAGCUGAACAGUUCGGGUACAGCAAACCUCGAGAGCUCGAAUUGAGCCAUUAUGCAUUUACCGAGAAAGAUCUGGACCAAGAGUUCACUCUCGGUCCCGGUAUCCUUCCCCGAUUCAAGACGGAAAGCCGUGAGAAGAUGACCUUGCGGGAAAUUAUUGCCGCUUGCGAACGCACAUACUGCGGCUCAUACGGUAUCGAAUACAUCCACAUCCCUGACCGAGAACAAUGCGACUGGCUUCGUGAACGUAUCGAGAUCCCGCAGCCCUACAAGUACUCCGUAGACGAGAAGAGGCGCAUUCUCGACCGUCUCAUUUGGGGAACAAACUUCGAAAGUUUCUUGGCCACAAAGUACCCCAACGACAAGCGAUUUGGUCUUGAGGGUGGCGAGACUCUCAUUCCGGGUAUGAAGGCCUUGAUCGACCGCAGUGUCGAUUAUGGCGUCAAGGAUAUUGUCAUUGGUAUGCCUCAUCGUGGUCGAUUGAACGUCCUCAGCAAUGUCGUCAGGAAACCGAACGAGUCCAUCUUCAGCGAGUUUGCCGGCACUGCGGACCCGUCCGACGAAGGCUCCGGUGAUGUGAAGUAUCAUUUGGGUAUGAACUUCGAGCGCCCGACUCCUUCCGGCAAGCGAGUGCAGCUCUCUUUGGUUGCCAACCCCUCCCAUUUGGAAGCCGAAGAUCCCGUCGUUCUUGGAAAGACUCGUGCUAUCCUCCACUACAACAAGGAUGAGACCGAGGCUCGCUCAGCAAUGGGCGUUCUGCUCCACGGUGACGCCGCUUUCGCUGGUCAGGGUAUUGUCUACGAGACCAUGGGUUUCCACAAUCUUCCAAGCUACCACACUGGAGGAACUAUCCACAUCGUCGUGAACAACCAGAUUGGUUUCACAACCGACCCCCGUUUCUCUCGUUCAACCCCAUACUGCUCCGACAUCGCCAAGGCUAUCGACGCUCCCGUCUUCCACGUCAAUGGUGACGAUGUUGAGGCGCUCAACUUUGUCUGCCAGCUCGCUGCCGACUACCGUGCUGAGUUCAAGAAGGACGUCGUUAUUGACAUGGUGUGCUACCGCAAACAGGGACAUAACGAGACCGACCAGCCCUUCUUCACGCAGCCAAUCAUGUACAAGAAGAUCACGGAUCACCCACCAGCGCUUGACAUCUACGUCAAGAAGUUGCUUGAGGAGAAGACUUUCACUAAGGAGGAUAUCGAUGAGCACAAGUCUUGGGUCUGGGGAAUGCUCGAUGAGAGCUUCAACCGCAGCAAGGACUACACCCCAAGCUCUAAGGAGUGGCUCACAUCUGCCUGGAACGGUUUCAAGUCUCCCAAGGAGCUUGCCACCGAGAUCUUGCCUCACUUGCCUACCGCUGUUGAGGAAUCCCAAUUGAAGCAUAUCGCUGAAGUUAUGGGUGACGCACCCAAAGACUUUACUGUGCACCGCAACCUCAAACGUAUUCUCGCUGGCCGUGCUAAGACCGUCACAGAGGGUAAGAACAUCGAUAUGGCCACUGCUGAGGCUCUCGCCUUUGGCUCCCUCUGCAUGGAAGGCCACCACGUCCGUGUCUCUGGACAGGAUGUUGAGCGAGGAACAUUCUCCCAGCGUCACGCGGUCCUUCACGACCAAGAGACUGAGAAGACCUACACGCCUCUCCAGCAUCUCAGCGAAGACCAGGAAACCUUCACAAUUUCUAACUCAUCUUUGAGCGAAUUCGGAGUUCUCGGUUUUGAGUACGGAUACUCGCUGUCUUCUCCCAACGCCCUCGUCAUCUGGGAGGCACAAUUCGGUGAUUUCGCCAACAACGCCCAAUGUAUCAUUGACCAGUUCGUCGCUUCCGGUGAGACAAAAUGGCUGCAGCGAAGCGGUCUCGUCAUGAGCUUGCCCCACGGAUACGAUGGCCAAGGUCCAGAGCAUUCUUCUGGCCGUAUGGAGCGUUACCUGCAGCUUUGCAACGAAGACCCACGCAUCUUCCCCUCCCCUGACAAGCUUGAACGCCAACACCAGGACUGCAACAUGCAAGUCGCAUACCUCACCUCGCCCUCCAACAUGUUCCACAUUCUCCGUCGCCAGAUGAACAGGCAGUUCAGGAAACCUCUCAUCCUCUUCUUCUCCAAGUCUCUCCUACGUCACCCCAUGGCUCGCUCCAACAUUGAGGAGUUCACCGGUGACUCCCAUUUCCGAUGGGUGAUCCCCGACCCGGCCCACGAGACCAGCGCGAUUGCUUCCCACGACGAGAUCAAGCGUGUCAUCCUCUGCUCUGGCCAGGUCUACACCGCGCUCGUCAAGGAGCGUGAGGCCCGCGAGUUGAAGGAUGUCGCCAUCACUCGCAUUGAGCAGCUGCACCCCUUCCCCUGGCAGCAGCUCAAGGAGAAUCUCGACUCCUACCCCAACGCCGAGAACAUCAUCUGGUGCCAGGAGGAGCCCCUGAACGCCGGUGCCUGGAGCUUCACCCAGCCCCGCAUCGAGACCCUCCUCAACCAGACCGAGCACCACAACCGCAGGCACGUCAUGUACGCUGGACGAUCCCCCAGCGCCAGUGUUGCCACCGGUCUCAAGAGCGCGCACAAGAAGGAGGAGGCGCAAUUGCUUGACGAUGCUUUCACCGUGAAGCAGGACAAGCUCAAGGGCGAGUAG
This is a messenger RNA of Aaosphaeria arxii CBS 175.79, 3153 nucleotides long. Its product is annotated as 2-oxoglutarate dehydrogenase, E1 component. NCBI's taxonomy places the organism in Eukaryota, Fungi, Ascomycota, Dothideomycetes, Pleosporales. Bases 1 to 3153 code for a protein of 1050 amino acids. Gene Ontology annotation, biological process: tricarboxylic acid cycle. Gene Ontology annotation, molecular function: thiamine pyrophosphate binding; oxoglutarate dehydrogenase (succinyl-transferring) activity. The transcript has 6 exons. The record is from RefSeq and is a predicted model, not a curated record. Gene Ontology annotation, cellular component: mitochondrion; oxoglutarate dehydrogenase complex.